UUAAAUAUUGGUAUGUGUUCUAAGUAUCCACUUUUAGAAGUUGAUAUUAAAAAUUGGGUUAAAUCUUUACAUUCACAACAAAAAAUUAUGUCUAGACAAAUAAUUAGAACAAAAGCUAAACAACUUGCAAGAGAAAAAGUUAAGAAAUUAACAUCUACUAGUUGUAUUCAGCGUCCUGCCUAUAAUUGUUGUGGCAUUUCUACCUCUCAAGACAGUUCUAAAGAGGAUAUCAUAUUCAAUUAUGAUAUCAUUGACUUAACUCAAAAUGAUAAUGCAAAUAUGAAUAAUGAUG
Cetraspora pellucida is the source of this 292-nucleotide messenger RNA. The record is from the annotation of a GenBank genome assembly. NCBI's taxonomy places the organism in Eukaryota, Fungi, Glomeromycota, Glomeromycetes, Diversisporales, Gigasporaceae.